Phytophthora sojae is the source of this 1776-nucleotide messenger RNA. RefSeq lists its product as hypothetical. The record is from RefSeq and is a predicted model, not a curated record. The transcript has a single exon. The coding region runs from base 1 to 1776 and encodes 591 amino acids. Gene Ontology annotation, biological process: pectin catabolic process. Gene Ontology annotation, molecular function: carbohydrate binding; carbon-oxygen lyase activity, acting on polysaccharides. Lineage: Eukaryota; Oomycota; Peronosporomycetes; Peronosporales; Peronosporaceae.
AUGCUGUCUGGACGCCUGUUCCGCGCCGCCUUCCUGUUGACCAGCGGCUUGCUGGCCGUGACACUGGCAGAUACGAACCCGCAGACCUCCAACCUGAACUUCCAGUCGGAAGAGGAGCGUGGCGCCACGUCGAGCUUUGGCUACAAGCAGAAUGGCGGAGCGUGGGUGAUCGACUCCGGCGCCGGCCUCACCGUCACGGUGAGCCAGCGCUCGUGCGAUAUCACGUCCAUGGUCUGGAACAAGGCCGAGCUGCAGAUCAAGAAGAAGAUGACGCACAUCAACUCCGGCCUGGGCAAAGUCACGAGCUCCAUCCAGGAGCUCAAGGACAAGACCGUCCAGAUCUCGUGCAAGACCAAGGGGCUCGAGCACACGUACCUCUUCCGACCCAACGAGAACGCCAUCUACAUGGGCACGCACCACACGACCGAGAUGCAGCUCGGCGAGCUCCGAUUCCUUGCGCGUUUGAACCGUACGCCGAUGAAGAACCCCAUGGUUCCGGCCUCGAACAUCGACGGAAUGAACGCCAUCGAGGCUCACGAUGUCUACGCCGACUCGAAGGGCGUGACGGCCUCCAAGUUCUACUCGGGUAUCCCGUUCAUCGACGACCAAGUCCACGGCGUGACGGGAGAUGCCGGUGGCGUGUUCUUCGUCAUGUCCGACUACGCGUACGAGAAGUCGGUGGGAGGCCCGUUCUUCCGUGACAUCAACAACCAGUGUACCGAGGCCAACGAGCUCACGUUCUACAUGUUCUCGGACCACACGCGCGCCGAGGACUACCGCUACGGAUUUCACGGGCCCUAUGCUCUUGUAUUCACUGACGGAAAGACGCCGGCCGUGUCGGAUGUCGACUUCGACUUCUUCCAGGACCUCACUCUCACUGGGUUCGUCCCCGAAGCCGAGCGUGGAUCGUGGACUGGAACCAUCACCGACAAGAAUGGUGUGCUUAGCAACUCGAGCGUCGUGGUCGGGUUCUCCAACGCCGAAGCGCAGUACUGGGUGAAGCUUAACUCGAUCACGGGGUCGUUUACGUCGCCCAUGAUGAUCGCCGGAAGCUACAACGCCACCAUCUACAAGAACCAACUCCCAGUGAGCUCGGAGGCGAUCACCAUCGGCUCUGGGUCGACUCCAGCCAGCUCUGAGGCGGCGUCGGCGGCUCCCAGCACCAACGCGCCUACGCCCGCCCCCGCUUCUCACCAGAGCCAUUCCCGUAGAACGCAAAGCACGCAGAACGCCCCGACCCUGACGGUGACCUACGAGCCGGCGGCCAAGCCCAUCUGGCGCAUUGGCGAGUGGGACGGCACGCCCGACGGCUUCCUGAACGCCGACAAGAUCCACACGGCGCACCCGAGCGACUCGCGUAUGGAGGCCUGGACGCCGCUGAACUUCACCAUCGGCACCGACAAGGACUCGGUGUUCCCCAUGGCCUUGUUCCGCGCAGUGAACGACCCCAUCACGAUCAACUUCGAGCUCACCAAGGAGCAGGUCGGAGACCGCACGCUGAAGAUCGGCAUCCCUCUGUCGCAGAACAACGGCCGAUGCAGCGUCACCGUGAACAAGUUCAGUGCCAAGUCGCCCCUUAGUGCGGCCGUGAAGACGCGCGGAGUGACGCGCGGAGUCACCGUGGGCAAGUACAUGUUUUACGACUACGCUAUCCCCAAGUCGGCGCUGGUGGAGGGCAAGAACCAGAUCAAGCUCUCGAUUGUUAGCGGCAACAAGGACACGCUGGGCAAGUGGCUGUCUGCGUCCGUCGUGUUCGACGCCCUCGAGCUCGUGUAA